CGGGCGGGGCCGCGGCGGCAGCAGCGGGAGCGCUCUGUGCCGCGCGGGGCAGCGCAGCCCGCGCCUGCAGAGGAGGGGUCCUGCCCGCCCGCCCAGGCCGGGCUCCCCUCCGCGCCUCCCGCCGGACGUGCUGCGGGCAGAGGUCUGUUGAAUGAGAGUUUGGAGUUGAUACAGUUCUGGUUUUCAAUGAUGCGGAAAAUAUGAGAAGAACAUAGUUGCAUUGUUGGCUACCAAGUAACUGUAGAAGGGACUGGUGAAGUUUUCUCUGUGCUGUUGUGUUUUGGAAUUCCCUGCAAACUUCUGCGGUAAUUUGUUGUUUCAGGAUCUUGAGUAGCAGGAUGGAAGAACUCUGAUAGAGACAGAGAACAGGUCCUUUCAACAUGGAGAACGUUCCGGUUGAUGGGGAGCUGGAUAGAAAUUCACAUCAUGGUGAGAACAGAGACCCUCCUGGACCAUCAACAGUGGUAACAAACAGUGAUGACCAGCCUAUAACUCCAGGAAGAAUGAACCAGCAUCAGGGGAGAGAAGCCUAUUUUACUCCAACCAAAGAUUUACACCAACCAUGUCUCAGUCCAGGAACUGCCCAUAGCCAUGGUUUUGACAAAGGGAAGGACGAUGUGUCACAAAAAGAGGAUGCAGCAUAUUCUAUGUCAAAAAGCAAGUCUGAAUCCAAGCUUUUCAAUGGCUCUGAGAAGGACAUCUCUCAAUCUUCAAGCAAACUUACAAAAAAAGAAUCUCUCAAGGUUCAAAAGAAAAACUACAGAGAAGAAAAGAAGAGAGCCACGAAAGAAUUACUUAGCACAAUCACGGAUCCCUCCGUUAUUGUUAUGGCUGACUGGUUGAAGAUUCGUGGUACCCUGAAAAGCUGGACCAAACUGUGGUGUGUACUGAAACCAGCAGUGUUGCUCCUUUACAAAACUCCCAAAAAUGACCAGUGGGUAGGAACAGUGCUGCUGAAUGUUUGUGAACUCAUCGAGAGGCCUUCUAAAAAAGAUGGCUUUUGUUUCAAACUUUUUCAUCCUUUGGAGCAGACCAUAUGGGCUACAAAGGGUCCUAAAGGUGAAGCAGUUGGUGCUAUAACUCUGCCAUUGCCCAGCAGUUACUUGAUCAUCCGAGCCACUUCAGAAUCAGAUGGCAGGUGUUGGAUGGAUGCUUUGGAGCUGGCACUGAAAUGUUCAAGUCUGCUUAAGCGUACAAUGACUAGGGAAGGCAAAGAACACGAUUUGAACUCCUCAGCCGACAGUACUCAUGUCUCUUUCUACGGUCUGCUCCGUCCUAACAACUUGCACGGUGGAGACAAUUUACAGUUAAAUGACAGUGAAAUUGAGAGGCAGCACUACAAAGAUCAAGAUACAUACUCUGACAAGUCUGAUAAGGAAAAUGACCAUGACCACGAGGAAUCUGAUAACGAUGAGCUGGGGAAAAGUGAAGACAGCGACAGUGACACAUCGGAGCGACAGGAUGAUUCUUAUGUUGAUCCAGAACCAAUUGAUAUCAAGGAAACUACUUAUGUAGAACAGAGUCAUGAAGAACUCGGGGAGGCAGGUGAGGCUGCUCAGACAGAAGAAGUGUCAGAAGAAAACAAAAGUUUUAUCUGGACACUACUGAAGCAAGUCCGACCAGGGAUGGACUUGUCCAAGGUUGUACUGCCUACAUUUAUUUUGGAGCCUCGCUCUUUUCUGGACAAGCUCUCUGAUUACUACUACCAUGCAGACUUUCUGUCUGAAGCUGCUCUUGAAGAGAAUGCUUACAACCGCAUGAAAAAAGUAGUGAAGUGGUAUUUGUCAGGAUUCUACAAAAAGCCAAAGGGACUAAAAAAGCCGUACAAUCCUAUACUUGGAGAAUUUUUCCGCUGCAUGUGGAUUCAUCCAAGGACAAACAGCAAGACUUUUUAUAUUGCAGAACAGGUGUCACAUCAUCCUCCAAUAUCUGCCUUCUAUGUUAGCAACCGCAAGGAUGGAUUUUGCCUUAGUGGUAGCAUUCUGGCCAAAUCAAAAUUCUAUGGGAAUUCAUUAUCUGCCAUACUAGACGGAGAAGGACGGCUAACAUUUCUAAAUAGGGGAGAAGAUUAUGUAAUGACAAUGCCAUAUGCCCAUUGUAAAGGAAUUCUGUAUGGAACCAUGACCUUAGAGCUUGGAGGAGUAGUCAACAUCACCUGUGAGAAAACUGGCUACAGUGCAACAAUUGAAUUCAAACUCAAGCCUUUUUUGGGUAACAAUGACAGUGUUAACCAAAUAUCAGGGAAAAUUAAGCUUGGCAAAGAAGUUCUGGCUUUUUUAGACGGUCACUGGGACAGUGAAGUUAUUAUUAGUGAGAAGAAGACAGGUGUUUCAGAGACAUUCUGGAACCCAACAUCUGAGAUGAAGCAGCAUAGAUUACAUAGAUAUACUGUGAAGCUUGAAGAGCAAGAUGACUUUGAGUCAGAGAAGCUUUGGCAACAAGUGACAAAAGCAAUAAAUAACAAAGACCAAAUAAAAGCUACUGAGGAGAAAUAUGUUCUGGAAGAGGCUCAGAGAAAGAGUGCCAAAGAGAGGAAACUUAAGGGUGAAGAGUGGACAUGCAAGCUGUUCGAUCAGGAUUCAGUCACAGGAGAAUGGCACUAUAAAUAUGCUGAUACCAGACCAUGGGACCCUUUGAAUGAUAUGAUCCAGUUUGAAAAAGAUGGCACAAUCCAGACAAAAGUUCGACAUCGGACACCAAUGGUUACUGUCCCACAAAUCAAACGAAAGCCAUCCAGUUUGACAAAAGGAGAGUGUGGUUUCUCAUCCCCAGAGCCUGAUAACCAGGAUUCCUCUGGGAGUGAAGCUCAACUUACGAAGCAUAAUACAAGAUUAAGGAAAAAAGGGGCAGACCUUGGUGAACUGCAGAGUGCCAUUGAGUCUGUAAAGGAAACACAGGAAGACAUUAAGAGGGAGAUCAUGGAGCUACGAGAUAGAGUCACUUCUAAUUCAUCACCCGGGGACUACCAUUCCUUGCAGUUUAAGCACUAUGUCUUCAUUGUACUCAUGGUUCUGCUACAGCUUAUCAUUAAUGUCUUGUUCAAAUAAGAAGUGUGAACAAGG
Onychostruthus taczanowskii (white-rumped snowfinch) is the source of this 3062-nucleotide messenger RNA. It is a transcript of the gene OSBPL8, whose product is annotated as oxysterol binding protein like 8. The record is from RefSeq and is a predicted model, not a curated record. Bases 381 to 3047 code for a protein of 888 amino acids. Gene Ontology annotation, molecular function: cholesterol binding. Gene Ontology annotation, cellular component: cytosol; membrane; intracellular membrane-bounded organelle. The transcript is spliced from 25 exons. NCBI's taxonomy places the organism in Eukaryota, Metazoa, Chordata, Aves, Passeriformes, Passeridae.